UUGUGCUGUUUGAGUUAGCUUUACACUGACAGAGACCUUAAACUGCAACAGGUAGAGAUUCACUGAUGGGCAGGACUCCAGAAGCCUGCAGAGACCCAAGAAGAACCUUCUUAUAUUCUGGGAGAUCCAACUAGAGCUUCUAGUUAGGAGAACCAGAACGCAGAACAGAGCAGGAAAUCGCUCUCUGACUGACUUCCUUGUUUGAACUAAAAGCAGAUCUGCUAUCAUGGCUCCAUUGAAACCAUGCCUAAACAAGAAUACCCAGCAAACGGUACGCCUUUCUGCAGCAGGCCAGCGUUUUGAUGAUCCGAAAACAACACAAUUGGAGAAUCAAAUGUGAUUUAGUUGACCUCUUUUCUCUUUUGCAAACCAGUUGCCACCUAAGUCUUUAGAAUGAAUGAUACAGGACUGGAAAAUCAAAGGACGGGACUGAGAGAGGUCUUUGACAUUCUGGUGAAAACACCUUCAGAGCGAUUGCGCAGCUUGACUUUCCAGCUGGGUGAGUCUCCUGAAGACACUCUCGUACACGCUUUGUGUCUCACCAUCCUCCAGAGUCCGGACCGCGCCCUGGAGAAGCUCCGGACACUACAGGACGACCCCCUUGCUAACCAUCUCGCUGAAAAAUGGCAAUCGGGCGAAGGCCAAUUAGAUGAUUUUGGAGAUCAUUGCAGCCAAUUUGAGGCCAAGACGGGAGAGUCCCUGACAUCGCUGGCUAAAGUUUUUAAAGUUUUAUUUGACCAAAGGUUGUGUGACUCAGUUCUGAGGAAUCUUGCUUACAAGAGAGCCCUUUCUAAUGAAUGCUUUAAGACAAGUUCUCUGGGAUAUAACAAUUUUAGAGAGGAAGCCAAAGCUGUAUGCGGGCCUCAGUUUGCGGAGUGGAUGUGUUCCUCCUCUGAUCUCAAAUCAGAGUUUUCGCUCGAUCCAAACAGAUACCUGAGGGAAGAAAAUGCAACAUUAAAAUUUGCUGUGUCUGAGGAUGAGUCUGCAAAGGCUCAGUGCCUCCCCAGCCCUCUGGUGGACAGUCCCUCUGAGCUUUCAUAUCCCUCUCAUCUUGAGAUAAGUCUUCCUCCAACAGAUUCUUUUAAAGGGGACAAAGCAUUUACAGAAACGUCAGGAAACCAAAUACUGAUAGCCCCUUCCAUCCAUCCUGUUAGUGGAAGUCAAACUGAAAAUGUUCAAUCAACAGUGCCUCAGCACACACCAGCUGGAAGAUCCCAGUUUGGAGGAGAAAAUGAAAUUAAGACAGAUGAAGCAUCAAUGAAUACAUUUCAAAGUACCAAAAGUGCAACUUACCCAUACAAGGCCAACAGUGGGACCAAAGCAACACAGUUGGCUUCACAAAGUAUUCUGCCAAAUAUUUCCGGUUUAAAAAGCCCAAGUGAAAGCAAAGAAACUAAAGAAGAGGAGGAGGAAGAGGAGGAGGAGGAAAUAUUUUAUGCAUUUGUUAUCUUGCAUGCUCCAGAAGAUUCAGAUGUGGCGGACAGCAUGAAGGAAAAACUUGAGGCUGCCAUCGGUACCACAGGGGCAACGUUCUCAGAUGAGUUUGCUGUUCCAGGAAAAAGCACUCUGAGGUGUGUACAGGACGCUGUCAACAACUCUGCUUUCACCAUCCUGCUGCUCACACGCAACUUCAACUCACAAAUGCUGGAAAUGAAGACCAACAUCGCCCUCAUCAACUCCAUACACAAUGAACACAAAUUUAACACAGUCAUCCCACUGCUGCCUAUGGACAACUGCAUGCCCCGACGAAGUAUUCCCAUCGCUCUGCAGACACUGGUCCCACUGGAGGAGAAGAGAAACUUUGAAAAAAAACUACAAAAGGUUUUUAAUAGAGCAAAUAUUGAGAGACAGAGAAAGAUCUGGACUGAAGAGCUGAAAAUCAGGAAACUCAAACAGGAAAAAGAGAGGCUGAGGCUUCACAUGGAGCAAAGGCUCGUUCUUGGAGCCAGUGUGCAAAGAGAGCAAGAUGGUGGGGUUUGGUGGCCACAGCAUUCUAACAUUCACAUUGAAAACGCAAAUUAUGUCAUGAUUGGGAAUGACUCUACUAUGACUGUGGGCAGAGGUGGCAGUGAGGAUCAAGACUGAGAAUGGAAGGAAGGAAGGAAGGAAGGAAGGAAGGAAGGAAGGAAGGAAGGA
Messenger RNA from Cyprinodon variegatus (sheepshead minnow), 2136 nucleotides. It is a transcript of the gene ticam1, whose product is annotated as TIR domain-containing adapter molecule 1-like. Gene Ontology annotation, biological process: TRIF-dependent toll-like receptor signaling pathway; positive regulation of natural killer cell activation; positive regulation of myeloid dendritic cell cytokine production. The record is from RefSeq and is a predicted model, not a curated record. Bases 394 to 2085 code for a protein of 563 amino acids. Lineage: Eukaryota; Metazoa; Chordata; Actinopteri; Cyprinodontiformes; Cyprinodontidae. The transcript has 2 exons. Gene Ontology annotation, molecular function: protein kinase binding.